AUGGGUCUCUUUGGCAAUAAACGUGAAAAAGGUGAUAAAAUUGUUGAUAAAUAUGAAUAUCAUUCAUCAUCAACUAAGGGUGGACGAAAUGGAUAUGGUCCACCAGCAUUAUCAGGCACCCCACCUUCACCCUAUUUUCCAAGUGGUGCUGCAUAUUUCGAUGGUUAUGGUCAAGUGGCACCACAAGGUAAAACAGGUAAAUAUAAUAAAUAUGGUGGUGUAAGUAAAAGUCUUUAUGGUGGUGAUCCAAUGCAACAAGCUAUGUUAUUACCACCUCAAUCUCCUGCUGCAAUGCAAGCACAAGCAGCUGCCAUGUAUCAAAUGCAACAAUAUAUGCAAGGACAAGGUGCUGGUGCUCAAUUUGCUGGUAUUCUUCCACCUAUUCAAAUGCCAUUGACAGCUGCACAACAAGCAGGAAUUUUACCAGCAGCUCAACCUCAACAAUUUUAUGGUUUUCCUGGUCAACCAACAGGAACGCCGUAUUUUGAUCCCAAUAGUGUCGCAUUUCAACAACCACAACAACAAAGUGCAUUUGCUCCUUAUCAACAGCCAAAUUUUUAUGAUCCAAGUGCAGCAACUGGAUUCUCUGGUCCAUACGGUUAUAUGCCUGCUGCUUUUUAG
Messenger RNA from Adineta ricciae, 621 nucleotides. Lineage: Eukaryota; Metazoa; Rotifera; Eurotatoria; Adinetida; Adinetidae. The record is from the annotation of a GenBank genome assembly.